Messenger RNA from Formica exsecta, 6115 nucleotides. RefSeq lists its product as uncharacterized. Bases 653 to 5053 code for a protein of 1466 amino acids. Gene Ontology annotation, biological process: protein phosphorylation. NCBI's taxonomy places the organism in Eukaryota, Metazoa, Arthropoda, Insecta, Hymenoptera, Formicidae. Gene Ontology annotation, molecular function: protein tyrosine kinase activity; ATP binding; protein binding. The transcript has 6 exons. The record is from RefSeq and is a predicted model, not a curated record.
CAUGUCACGACCAGUCUCACGCAUGCGCAGUCCGCCUCGCGCGUCGACUUGCUGUACACGCAUACACACAGUGAAACUUAUUCAAUUUUGAUCGCUUUUUUUGUUUUCUUUUUUCAUCUUCCCCCUCCCCUGCGCUCUAAUCUCUCGUCUCGUUUGUGUGCAAGAUCGUCGGAAGCCGCGGAAGCGAAACUGCAAACUGCAACGACGUUUCGUUAGAUCGCACAGUUUCGUUCACGACAAUCGGCGAGUGCGCGUACGUGGAUUAAUUUUCAAGGGGGCCGCUGGUUUUUAGGUUAGGACGCGAUCGUUGGAGAAUGCAUCACGCUGGAAAACUGUCGGGUGAAAGUGCGCGUCGUCGGGGAUUCCGACAGAGCGAAGGCCGCUCUCGAGCGCCUUGAAGCGAGCGACGUUUCGGGAAAUCCGUCCCGAAUAAGAAGCUUUGUCGCAAGCGUCGACGGUUUCUCUCGUUUUUCCCCGGGUGAUCCUCGACGUUGCCCGGACAAAGAUAGAUAAAGAUGAUAAAAGCGAGAUCCGCAGCUUUUGUAUAAAGCAAGAAUCAAAGAGGAUAGAAUUUUUUAGACGGCCAAGUUGCGUCGAGAACAAGUUUCUUAGUGUUGGAUAUCUCAGUGAGCAAGGAAGCACUAUAAUUAUCAUGGCAGACGAAGAAGGUACAGAGUGGCUUCAGGAGUUAUUGCACGAUGUGCAGCUCUCUCAGUUCUUCACGCGAAUACGAGAUGAUCUACAGAUCACUCGAUUGCAUCACUUUGAUUAUGUUCAACCGGAAGAUCUGGAGAAGAUCGGUCUCGGUAAACCCGGCGUCAGGCGCCUGCUGGACGCGGUGAAGAAGAGACGAAGCACUCAAUGGAAAAAAACUCUGAUCACUAAAAUUAAACCCGGCAGUAGCAGUAAGAGCAGCAAGCGAGCCUCACAACCUAUCGAGACUAACUCGGCACUGACGUGUCUCAUACAGGACAAGGAUGUAGUAUUGUCCGUUAAACUGGGCGAUGGAAGCUUCGGUGUAGUUAGAAGAGGGGAAUGGACUUCCCCCUCUGGACGAACUCUGCCUGUCGCCGUAAAAGUCCUCAAGGCGGAUGCUCUUACGCAGCCAAGUGUCAUAGAGGACUUCGUGUCUGAAGUUCAGGCGAUGCAUACCUUAGAUCAUCAUAAUCUCAUUAGAUUGUACGGUGUGGUGCUGUCGCAGCCGAUGAUGAUGGUGACCGAGCUUGCGCCUUUAGGCGCUUUGCUCGACCACUUGCGGCAGCAGUGUGGCAGAAUCUCAAUUCUCACUCUUUGCAAUUAUGCGCUGCAAGUCGCCACAGGUAUGGCGUAUUUGGAGGCAAAGCGUUUUCUACAUCGCGACCUGGCAUGCAGAAACGUCCUGUUGAGCACGGUCGACAAAGUCAAGAUCGGUGAUUUUGGACUGAUGAGAGCGCUUCCUCAAGAGGAGGAUUGCUACGUCAUGACCGAACAUAAGAAAGUGCCUUUUCCAUGGUGCGCUCCCGAGUCUCUCAAGUCUCGACAAUUCAGCCACGCGUCGGAUGUCUGGAUGUUCGGUGUGACGCUGUGGGAGAUGCUGACAUUUGGUGAGGAACCCUGGCUGGGCCUAAACGGUUCCGAGAUACUGCGGAAGAUCGAUCGCGAGGGCGAGCGGCUUCACGAGCCGGAAGCGACGCCUCCAUAUAUGUACGAGUUGAUGCUCCGUUGCUGGGCGAGAGAACCUUCGGAGAGGCCAACGUUCGCCUCAUUGAAGGAAUCGUUGACCGGUAUGGUGCCAUCCGUAAUGAAGGCUCUGACCGCCUUCGACGAACCUGGCAAGAUGUCUAUUGAGCCGGGAGACCAGAUCGCAAUUAUCGAUGGGCGAUCGGAGAACUACUGGUGGAAAGGCCAGAACCAGCGAACGUUUCAGGUGGGGCACUUUCCGCGUUGCCUGGUCGAUCCGAUGCGUCGGAAACAGCCGGGGGACAUCAGCAAGCCGUUGGAAAACUCGUUCAUCCAUACGGGACAUGGCGCGCCUUUCGGCAAGAGCUGGGGUAGCCCUGUUUACAUCGACGAUGUCUACUUGAGGAAUCCGAUGGAUCCUCCGGACGUAUUAGUGGCGACCGCGGCAGAAAACCAGACAAAGAAAAGAUUUUCUUGCGGUACACCACGUACUAGAAAGCAAUUCAAUUAUACGAAGCUGCGCAACGAUAUUCGAUCGAGUCCGGUCAAGAUGUCGCAGUCAUCGUCUACUUCGAGCGUCAGCCAAGAGGGUAACUUGAUUGACUUGUCCGCCGAGGAGUUGGCGAGCACGAGCGCGCAGGAGGAGGUCGCAUGCAGGCGAGUGAUCAACAUUCUAGAUGAGCCAAUCGACGGUGAGAAGUUCCCCUGGCAGGACGAGGAGGGCAGGACGUACGCAAACUUUCCCGGUAAUGUGGAUCCCGCGUAUUCUGAUCCCUUCGAUACGUCCGCAGUGUUCAUGAAGCCGCCACAUUCGCGAUAUUAUAGUCAUGUGCCCGUUGAAGUCGCAAGUCGCUAUAUGAAGACGCAGACGUACGGAAAUGUGGACAAUCAAGAGACGGGAGAUCACGUUCAAAGCACCGCGAAUUGUUUCGUUGCUGAUUCUACUGAUGUAGAGGAAGCUCGCCAGUACUCGGUGAAUCUGAAUAAGGAGUGUCGGCAGGAUACAGUAAAUUUGAACGUGAAUACGAGUGCAGAAGGUAACAACGCGAGUCACUAUAGCGAGAUAGAUAAAAUUAGCCCUCGCGGAUCGAACUGGUCUACCUGGCCGGAGGAUAUACGGAAUUCUUCUGUCGCGCAGACGUAUGCUAACGUCUCCGGCGGUGAGUCCGCCUCGUCAUGUGCAGCCGUCCCAAUUCCGCCGCCUCCUCCUUCCAUCGGACCAAAUACGAGUCCGUCUAAGCCAAAAUCCAAUUGCGAGCUCGCACGGAGUAUGAACGAAUUAUCGCUAAAUUCCAACUCCAGUGCCAAUGUCACGAGAAAGCUGGAUCCUGGCUUCUUGGCCGAGCUGGAGAAGCACUUAGGCGAGAAGGAGGCGACAAAGAACACGAAUUCUGCCAACGGUGGAGAAAACCAGGAACCGGGAAACACGAAUUAUUUGCAUUGCUCAUCGCAGGACAAGUUGCGACAGGGUUCUGCGUCGACUCAGCAGCACUCAACGACGGUAGAAGAUGCCGCCAGAUCUUUGUCGGUCAUUCCAGUAUUGAAAUCUCCGCCGCACAAGAAAUCAAAAUCGCCUGUGAUGACGACGGAUCGUCGAGCAUCUUUCUCGUCGACACCAUCUAUUAGCAAAGUACAAAACUCUUGGCAGUCAAAAAGUACGAACAUUCAAAGACCGCGUCCCAAGGAUGAGCAACGCAUGUCAGAGUCGACCACUGACACCAUAGUGGGUCAAAUCUGGCAGCAAACGCAGACUUUGUCACAGCAGCAGCAAAACAUCUGUCUGACCGAUUUGGCUGCUGGAGGUCAGGCGUUAACGCCCGUUCCAGUAGCUCAGGGAAGCGCUAAUCUGCUUCAAGAAGCCGUCGGCAACAUUGCCACUAGCAGUGCGAACGAUCACAGUCAACAUGGUCCCUGCAAUGUUGCCAAGGCCAUCUUUACCCAGUCGCAAGCUUCUUCGUCAAAUCAUGGUCAAUCUCCAAAUAUGACGCAUAUCAAUCAGGGUAAUAUCAAUCUGCUUCACGGAACUGCCAACAACAUUGCUGGCGGUGGUAGCACGAACGAGGCUCAACAUGGUCCCUGCAAUGUUGCCAAGGCCACGUUUAAUCAAACUCAAGCUUGUUCAGCAAACACUGAAAGUUAUCUUCAAAAUUCAUCGAGUCUUGGCCAGGGUGUUUUCAAUUUGCUGCAGGUUGCCACCAAUAGUGUUACAAACGAUCCUCAGUACGAUGUCGCGACUGCUUCUAAAGCGAGCUUGAAUCAAACGCAGGCUUCUUCGUCAACCGGUAGCCAGAAUUAUAAUGCAUCGAGCGUUGCUCUUAGCUUGCUUCAAACUGUCAAUCAUGUUUCUGGUAAUAGUGCGAGCGAAUCCUCUCUGUACGGAUCUUGCAAUAUCUCCAAGGCCGCUUCCACCAAUCAAGCACAGGCUUGUUCGACGAUGAGUCAGAAUUACUUGCAGAAUCAGAGUGGCUUCGCUUCGCAUCAAAUCUCUCUUCAGAAUGUGCCAAUGUCGUCCAGUGCGAGUAAUGUCCAUAAGAUCGCUCAUAUACAGAAUGAUUUGCAGCAGUUGCAACAAUUGAAGCCUGCUACUCUUUUAUCCGAACAAGUAUACGCUGAAUUGAAACAAACGGUACCUAAUCUAGAGCAGUUAUCUCAGAACGAAUUUAAUACUCUAUACAAUAAGACUGUUCAGCAGAAUAUACUGCGAAAUUACUAUUCUAAUAACCUGAGCGGGGAGUCGGGCCAAAAUUACGCUCAGGAAAUGACUAGCAAUCAACAACAACAAAAGACUAUGAUUGGCAGAAAUCAGCCUGUUCAGGGACACUCUUGCGACUUUAGUCCUUAUCUGAAACAGCCACCAGUUUAUAAUCCACCUCCUCCUCCGACCUGGAGCCCGCUUAAAUCCGAUCAAAAUGGUUAUACGCAAAACCAUUAUUCUACAACCAAGUGCAAUUUGAGUGGACCGUCUAAUCUGCUGCAAACUGAAACCCCUUCAUCAGCAAGAAAUAUAUCUGGAUCAACGACGACGAACGAUCUAGGAGCCGUCAAAGUGAAUCUAUUGCAAGUCAAUCAACACCAGACCGGUACUAGUCCUCCGCUCACCGCGGCUUCCCAGCAAUUGGUGAUGUCGCUGAGCGACGAGUUUCGUGCGAGCAGGAUCAUGAAGGUGCAGAAAGAGGCCGUGGAUGCGUCGCAGCAGGAGGUACUGGCCGCGCUGCAGGCGACCGGCUGGGACACGAAUCAAGCCGCUAAACAGAUCGCGAAAGAUAGGCAGGCGAAAGUCGAAAGUCUCGUGAGGUUGGGCUUGGCUAAUAAACAACAGUGCGAAAGUGUUUUGAAGCAGACUAAAUAUGAUGUGGAAAUGGCAGCUUCGUUAUUACUCGAUCAGACCAGAUGAGAAAUAACCAUGGUCAAUGUCUCAAAACUUCCUGUGACAUAGUUGUAACUAUAUGUUUAUUUAUGAACAAAAGCAAUAGACAAGAAUUUGCUUGAGAAACAACAAAAACAAUCUAUCUGAGAUUACUUGUGGAUUUCUUUGUCGAGCUUUUGCAUUCCGUUCUGUGGCACAAUUUAAUGCUAAACGUGACUGAUGCUUACUGUUUGGAUGGUGUAAAAACAGUUAUUGUGCAUAAUCUAUAGGUGAUAAAGAUAUUACUAGUGUGUGUCAUCACUCUUAAUACGUAACAAAUAUAAAUCUGAAACUGUGAUAUGUUAUUGAUCUUUAUCUGGAUUUACAAUUAUGGGGUCUUGUUAAUGAAUUUUUAGAGCAGUGAAAAGAAACUGCAUUUUAUUUAUAACGACAACAGAGUGCUGUUGAAAAGAGUUGAGAUUACUAAAUAUUUAAUUUAUAUACAAGAUGAAUCAACAUCAAUUAGCAUUUUAAACAUCUUCAAAACUAUGUGUAUAGGAAGUAAAUUUGUCAAACAAAAAUUGCAUAUAAAGAGGUCAAUUAUAUUAUGGCUGCUCCAUUUUUUCCAUGAAACUUAUACUUGAUAAAUUUUUCUCCUACUCGCACAAUUGUGAAAAAAAAUGAAAAUGCUAAUUGUUAUCGGUUUAUCCUAUCUGUGUGUUUUUCCACAUGCGAAUUAUAUGUGUAUGUGUGGGCGACAAUCAGUGGCAAAUUUACAUUUUUUGGUUUAUAGUUAAAAAUUGUUUCAGUAUAUGGCACAUAGAAAAUAUAAUACAUAUACUUUUUAUGUCAAUUAAUAUAAUUGUCAUUUAACGGAAUUGUGAAAAAAAGAAUAGAACUAUAUCAUAGUUCCAAGAACAUAUGUUACUAUCUAUGUAUCGAAAUCUCUUGAUAUUCCUGAGUUCUGAAAUUAAAAAACUUUAUAUGGCUAAAUCUGCUGCUGAUUACAAUAUUUAAUUUGAGUUUUGAGUUUGAAGUUUAUAUCAUAAUAGAUAUAUGUACAAACAUAUACACACACAUACACAUACAGAGUGUUUCGCAAAACUUGUG